This is a messenger RNA of Pedinophyceae sp. YPF-701, 1410 nucleotides long. The record is from the annotation of a GenBank genome assembly. NCBI's taxonomy places the organism in Eukaryota, Viridiplantae, Chlorophyta, Pedinophyceae.
AUGGGGCUCUUCAGCACGAGUCUGAACGCCUCGAAGUUCGCGACGGCGCUGAAGCUCUGCCUCGGCCGGAUCAAGCUUGUGCAGAACAAGAAGACGGAGCAAAUCAAGAUCAUGCGCAGGGAGAUCGCAGAAAAGCUCCAAACGAAUCAGAUCGAGUCCGCGCGGAUCCGCGCGGAGGGCACGAUCCGCGAGACGAGCAUCCUGCGCGUCCUGGAGAUCGUCGAGCUGUUCAUCGAGCUGCUGAGCGUGCGCGUCCGCCUCGUGGAGAAGGAGCGGGACGUCCCCGUCGACAUGCGCGAGGCCGUCGCCUCCGUGAUCUUCUGCGCGCCGCGGCUCUCCACGGAGAUUCCGGAGCUGUCCAAGGUCUGCGCGCACCUCGCGACCAAGUACGGGCGCGACUUCGCGGCCGCGUGCCAGAGCGAGGCGCCCGGCGCGGCGGAGCCGCGCAGCGCCAAGAAGAAGCUGCCGGUGGAGGCGCGCACGUGGGUCAACGCCAAGGUUGAGAGCUACCUGACGCACGCCGCGCCGUCGAAGGAGCGGAAGAUGGAGGAGCUGCGGUCCAUCGCCGCGCAGUUCCACGUGGAGUUCGACGAGGAGGCCGUGGAGGCGAACUUCACGCCGCCGCCCGCGCAGGCCAUGCGCGACGCGCUGGCGGACAUUAUCGGCGCGCAGGGGGGCGACGGCGAGAGCGACGCGCCGGAGCUGCCGGCGAAGGGCAGUGCCGCGAGCCAGGAGGCGGCCACGCAGGCCGCGCGCGAGGCCGCGCAGGCCGCGAACGAAGCCGCGCGGGCGGCGCGGAGCGCGGCGGCCGCGCUCGAGCAGACGCACGCGACGAUGCGCGCCGCGGCGGCGCACCAGAGCAACGGCGAGCCGUACUAUCCGCCCGUCGGGCCCUCCGCGGGGUACGACGAGCCCGCGCUCGGGCAGCCCGUGCACGGGGGGCCCAAGGCGUACUACGACACCUGGGGCGACGCCGCGACGCCGCAGCCCGCGAGCCGCGGCGUGGAGUACGAGCCCGAGGGCAAGCCCGGGCACGUGGCGGCGGCGGGGGGGGUCGCGGAGGGGCACGCGGUGGCGUCGGCGCCGCAGGCGGAUGACUCGGACUCGGCGCACCUCCCCGAGGUGCCCCAGUCGCCCCCGGAGUCGGCGCACGUGACGCCCAAGUCGGCGGCGGCGCCGACGGACGGCGGCGACGGCGCUGCGCCCGCGGGGGACAGCCACAGCUCCCCCCUGGACGUCUCGGGGCUGCAGGACUCGGCGACUGAGUGGGGCACGCCCGGGGGCGCGGGGGGCGCGGCGGAGGGCGGUGGGCCAGCGGCGCCGGAGGAGGGCGGGAGCGGGGCCGAUGAGGACCUGCGGGACCGCCUCGCGAAGCUGCAGCGGCCCGGCGGCGACGCGCCCGACGCGUAG